Molecule: messenger RNA, 2166 nt
Organism: Nicotiana tabacum (common tobacco)
Lineage: Eukaryota; Viridiplantae; Streptophyta; Magnoliopsida; Solanales; Solanaceae
Product: clathrin light chain 1
Biological process (GO): intracellular protein transport; clathrin-dependent endocytosis
Cellular component (GO): plasma membrane; clathrin coat of coated pit; clathrin coat of trans-Golgi network vesicle
Molecular function (GO): structural molecule activity; clathrin heavy chain binding
Source: RefSeq, a predicted model, not a curated record
UCAAACCUUACCAAAAUCAUUCCGGAUUCGAUCCGACCAACCCGAUACCACAUAACACGGAUAAACAAAGUAUAAAAAAGCAGAAAUAGGGAAAACGAAACGGUAACUAAUGAGACGAUUGACCGGGUCAUCACAUGAAGAAGCUUGGUCACACAUACUAUAAGUUCCAGUUAUUUCCACCAAGGUGUAAAAUUUGCAAAUACAGUACUUAUAUCGUUUCAAAAUAAUAAUUAAAAAAAAAAGAAAUUUUACCUAAACUACACGUAAGGCUUGACAAAAUCUACGUGGACAGAUGCUUCAUUUUGAAGGAGCAGCAUAGGGGAGACCUUUUCCACAGGGCACCGCUCUCUUCGUUUCAUUCCAUCUCAACAAACAAACAUGCAUUUCCAUUUCCAUUUGCAUAUAGAAUAGAAACACACAUUUUCACAGGGGACCUUUUCAAACACUUUGCAACAAUGGAGAAUUUCGAUGGUGAAGAGAUCCCGUCGACCACAAGUACCUUUGACGAUCACAACUACAACGGCUACGACGUUCAUUCCCAGCGUUACGAGUUCGACGUUCCCUCAGCCGAUGAUGGCGGUGUUCCUCCGCCGGUUCCAUCUGAUAUAGACGAUUUCUCCACCGGUGAACAGCAGCAACAUUACUACCAUCAUGAUAACAUGCAGUCGCCGGAGAAUAAUGGCGAGUAUCAUAGUUCACCUUUUGAGACAUCGGAGGAUCAUUAUCAAGGAUCUGGUGUGCAAUCCAAGCCCUAUGAUCUCGGAACUGAUACAGAUGGCAUUUUCUCCUCCGGUACUGAUGGACCGUUGCUUCCCGAUCCUACUGAGAUGCGUGAAGAAGGUGCUGCUUUUCGCGAAUGGCGUCGCCAAAAUGCCAUUUAUCUUGAGGAGAAGGAGAAGAAGGAAAAGGAAAUGAGGAAUCAGAUUAUCGCUGAAGCUGAGGAGUACAUACGAUCAUUUUAUGAGAAACGGAAGCUUAAUUGCGAGACCAACAAAUCUAAUAACCGAGAAAGGGAGAAAUUGUACCUGGCCAACCAAGAGAAAUUUCACAAAGAAGCUCACAAACAAUACUUUAAAGCAAUUGCAGAGAUUAUACCGCGUGAGGUCCCUAAUAUUGAGAAGAGGCGAGGCAAGAAGGAGGAAGAGAGGAAGCCAUCAGUUGCAGUUAUCCAGGGCCCAAAGCCUGGGAAACCCACUGACCUGUCUAGAAUGCGCCAGCUUUUUGUCAAGCUGAAGCAGAACCCUCCACCACAUAUGCUACCUCCUCCUGAGAAAGACAAGGAUGGUAAGGAUGGAAAGGAAGGAAAGGAUGCCAAGGAUGCGAAGGAAGGAAAGGACGCCAAGGACAUGAAGGAACGAAAGGAUGCCAAAAAUGAAAAGAUUUCUACACCAAAGGAGGCUAAGGAUGACAAAAAUGAGAAAAUCGCGACACCAAAGGUGGCUAAGGAUGCCAAAAAUGAGAAAAGUCCCAUAGGAAAGGCAGUUAAUGAUGCCAAGAAUGCGGAAAAUGCCGCACAACAAGGAUCUCCAGCUGCUGCUAUUGACAAGGUUGUUUCACCAGUCAAGGAUGCUGCACAACAAGGAUCUCCAGCUGCUGCUAUUGACAAGGUUGUUUCACCAGUCAAGGAUGCUGCACAACAAGGAUCUCCAGCUGCUGCUAUUGACAAGCUUGUUUCACCAGUCAAGGAUGCUGCACAACAAGGAUCUCCGGCUGCUGCUAGUGUUGGUACUCCAAAAGGACCAAAGGCCGAUACACCAACUUCAGUCGAAGGCGGACAAGCUGCAGAAAGUGAUUCUGCCUCAACUGCAUAAAUAAGUUCCUAGUAAUGCCUUUUCUCUCUUCUAGCCUAAUUAAUUCUUAUUACACUGCUCUGGAGUUAUUAUCAUUCAUUCAUUCUUUUUUCCUGUUGCUGUAUGUCAUGUUGCAAAUAAGAGCGACUGGCCUUUGAGGACAUAUGUUCUGCAGCCAGGGACUUUCUUCCUGGUAUGUUUUAGGCUUUUUUGCUUAGAUGCGCGAAAUGCGAUGAGUUUGUUGUUCCCUUUUCCUUUAUACAAUUGGAAGUAGCUUUUGUAGCAGGAAUUUCAGCUUGUUAUUUGUGUGCUUCGAAGUUUUUUUCCUGGCUGGUUAAUCUUUUAAUUGAGGUUAAGAGAGCAUUCUUCGGUGUUA